AUGGCUAAUCUCUUCUUUCAGUUAUCCUUGACGCACUUCUGCGAAGUGCAUGGUCCAACCUCUAUUAUCUGCUCUCAGGUUACCCCGUUCGCCUGUUCGCAAUGCCAUCCGGAUGCGGAUCAUUCUCCCGAUUCCAGCCCAUCACACUCUCCUCGUCCCAAGUCCCCCAAUACCCCCGUCAAUGAUUUCAAUUCCCCAAAAGUCGACAAGAUCGAAGAUCACCCAUAUUUCAUGCGACCGCAACCGGCCUCGCCCGAAGAACGAAAUACCCGCGCGGGGAGCGUCGACGGGGAUACAUGCGCCAGCUGUAGCUUGUCUCUUCCGGAAGACGUGAGCAAACAGCUGCCUUCCCCCAGUCGUGACGGCAAGUCCAAUAAUGGAAGUCCCGUCUUGCGCUCCCGCGAGGUCGUAUACUCCUGCGGCAACAGUCACUCCGAUAACGAUGAUCGCACACCCGACCCUCACGCUCAUGCAUCCCCACCCGAUUCUCUACGCUCCGCCUCGGUCGCCUCCGACUCCUCCUGCCACUCACAUAUCCUCACCUACCUCUCUCUCCGGGGCCCACCAAACCCUACCGAUUACGCCCUCUUACGUCGAUCCUCCAUCCGCACUUUAAGUUGCGAGCUUCUCCCCCGCGGUCUCUCCUCCGGUCCAAUCUGCUUCGGUGACUCCGUCGCAGGCUAUACAAUUGCCUAUAUCUUCCGUCUGCCCGAUCCCAUGGCCCGUGGUAAACGACGCAGCUAUGCCUUGGUGGCGCUCGCCGGAAAAGAUGCCGGAAGAGCAUUCCGAGCCUGCCCCGUCAUCUGGCGAGCAUUCGGCCGCAUUGCAACCGGGAUUGUGAGCGCGGCUGAGCGCUUCCAGGAAGACGAAAAGACUCGCGAAGAGCAAACUAGUCCCGGAGGCAUCUCCGGCGGUCGUCAAUUCCCACCUGUGUCCUCCUUCCUAACGGGGCGAGCCACAGACCCAACCGGACAGCCGCGCCGCCUGGGUCAGAUCCGUGCACGCAAUUUAGCCGAGAUUGUCGGCAACGAAUACAUCUUCACCGAGAUCCACGCUCACUUCGUCGCACUGCUACAACAACUAGGGACGAUGUUUGGGGGCGUUCCUAUCUCCGAUGAACGUUUCGUCUGCAGCACCAUGGGCGACGAAGAGUCCCCAAGCACUGCACAGCCAGUGCUUGUCUCUGCUGCUGCCCGCCCUAAGCGUCACUCCAACGCGACUAAAUACGACGGCAAUGAUAUGGACAUGUCUAAGCUGAACAUUUCGGGGCCCCAAGCCCAUCCCCAUCAACGCUCGUCGGUCCGUCGUGGCUUAGAGCUUGCUUUCCACCUAUUUCUUUUUCUUCUUUUUUUCUUCUACCUCCCUUGA
This is a messenger RNA of Penicillium verhagenii, 1368 nucleotides long. RefSeq names its product folliculin domain-containing protein. The transcript has a single exon. Lineage: Eukaryota; Fungi; Ascomycota; Eurotiomycetes; Eurotiales; Aspergillaceae. Gene Ontology annotation, cellular component: cytosol. Gene Ontology annotation, biological process: positive regulation of TORC1 signaling; positive regulation of GTPase activity. The coding region runs from base 1 to 1368 and encodes 455 amino acids. The record is from RefSeq and is a predicted model, not a curated record. Gene Ontology annotation, molecular function: GTPase activator activity.